Molecule: messenger RNA, 4997 nt
Organism: Epinephelus fuscoguttatus (brown-marbled grouper)
Lineage: Eukaryota; Metazoa; Chordata; Actinopteri; Perciformes; Serranidae
Exons: 20
Coding region: 1586-2245 (219 amino acids)
Source: RefSeq, a predicted model, not a curated record
CUUAGACAACGUCAUUCCACCAGGCAGUCCUGUUCAAAGAUCACCUCACCCUUGGUCUUGAGUUGUCUUGCAGAGAGAUAUUUGUCCUUCUGCAACAGCAUAGCAAGGUCCUUGCACACAGACCUCUGAAUGGAGUCUCCCAGAACCACAACAAACUUGUUAUGGAGCAGCUGGCUGGCCUGCUGGUGGCUCAAAGGCUUCAUUGUUUCCUUCAUUGUUGAAUCGAGGGUCUAACUGUAGAUCUAUGUGAUGGUUGAAGCUAGAGGCUAAUGCUACCAUUAGCCGUUUUAAGACUGUCUCCUUGUCCGCGCUGUUUGUUUUGAUUUUUAGCGUUAAAGUGCAGGCGUUAUCAAACUGCACUGGAAAAUAAACCAUCACAAUAUGGACGUUUUUAGCUCAAACUUCUACAACUGAAAUGGCUGCAACAACUGGUCGCUUGAGUCACAAGUUAUGGCAGUUGUUUUGUAGUUUGUGGCAUUUUGUAGCUUCAAUCUGAACGUUUGAGUUGACCUACUCUGCUGUUAGUUUGGUUUACCUGUUAAACCUAUCUAACCUCAAACACAGCUGUAAAAUGAUUGAAAUAGUGUCUGUAUAAAUAAUGACAUAAUCUAACACAUGUAAUAAUGUAAACAGUUCUGUGUCCAGGCUCCCAUGAGCACUAUGGUGUUAUACAUAUGAGAUAAAAGCAAAAUUCUGUGUAAACAUGCAGCUCAAAGUCAUUUAUUUUCACUUGUACAAAACCAACAUUUGUUAAUCAGAAUGUGUAACUACACUGCAGCUUGGCACAACCCUGCUGAUACACUAUUUUUUGCACAUUGUGUGACUUAAAAUGUGAAUAAACAUUUAUUAAAAAAUUAAUAAGUAAAUGACAUCAUGGUGGGCAUUGUACAUCUAGUAAGAAAAAAUAAUAUUUAUUACAUGGGGAAAGUUUAGUUUAAAUGUGUUGUAAAACUAUUACUCUUACUUUAUCUACAUAAGAUCAAAUAUUUUGGUAUGAAAAGCUGCAUUUUUUAUUUAACCAAGUAUCCUGUAACAUAACUACAUGUCUUAAGAUUGUAAUAAACCAAACCGCAUGAAAAUCGGUUGAGAAUUCAGGCAGAAAUGAUGAUUUUAAUGACAAAUAGUCUCCUGCCUCAAUAGAAAUACAUGCAUUAGGCAGCGCGGCUCCGCCUGGGCAAGAUGGCGGUCGCGUUGACGUAUCACUCCAAUGAGGAGCGCCGUUGAAUGCGGCAUCUACGUAUAUCUAUGUCAUGAAUUGCAACUACAUCUGAGUGCUUUUUUUCUGAGGAAAACCCCGCAAAACAAUCAGGGGUUCCUGCGCAGAACGCUGACAUUAGACUCCAUGGAUUAAGUGCCUACAUGCAGUGAUAGCUGAUUGGACCUCCCUGCGGCAUGAUUGCUCAUCAUCCGAGCUUAUAAAAGCCUCACGCUAAAGGGCGUUGGCCAGCGUUUUCACUUCGACUCUGAGAUAGCCCUCUCACUUGACAGUGUGAUCUGCUACCCUCUUCCUUUGACAACUGCGAUUGACCUGCGAUCUGCACUACAUCUGUGAUCCUCUGAUCCAGAACUUGUACACUACACACAGAUGCCCCGUGCCAAGUCCCACCGGCAUGCCCAGGCCAUGAAGAGGAGGAUGGCGACGGUGCAGACUUGGACCCCCCUGCCACCUGUCCCCGAGUUUCGUGCUCGGCGCGGUACUGGUUACCGCCAUCAUGUGCAGAGAUGGCCAACUUCGGAGCUGACCCAGCGCAGCUUCAAGUUGGUCACUCCAGCUCAGCAUCCGGAGAAGCAGCACGUGUUUGUCAUUGGAGACUCCCACCUGCGCGCCAUCGUGGAUGGGUUCGUGGCCAUCCCGGAGGGCUGUCUGUCUUUUGGUUUUCUGUCUGUUCCAGGUGCAGACGCCAGGGAGCUGAGGACGGAGGUGCUGUGUGCUGCUGUUCCGUGGACCCCGGAUGCCGUGUGUGUGCUCGCCCCGAGCAACAACCUCACUGCCAGCAGGACCAUCAGUGAGGUGGCGUUGGACUUCGGUGCGCUCCUGACCACCAUCUGCAGCCGCUGGCCCAAGGUCUUUGUGUUGGACUUCCCUCCCCGUCUGACCAUGGACCUUGGCUUCCAAGAGCAGCUGCAUCAGGAAUACCACUGUGUCGCAGCACGCAUGGGUCUCCCCUACAUGUCUGUGACGGCGCACUUCCCAGUCCAUCGGUUGGAGCUGUGGUGCCAUGAUGGCGCAAGUGCACCUCAGUGACUCCAAUGGCAUGCCCAUUCUGGUGCAGCUGCUGUGGAACGUGGCCUAUCUCCAGCUGGCACCCCCUCCACCCGCGCCCCCGGUGUCUCCCCGGAGAUUGCCGGGUGGCCGGGUGUCCCCCACUCUGGUCGUGACGGGGCACGUUCCUGUGCCACGUCACACUGACUUGGACAGCAGGGCAAGGCUGGAACAUCUCCGGUGGGACAGUCUGUCAUCCCGUCCAACCCUGUGUGGUUCAGCAGUGGCAUGUUGGACGCCAUGGAGAAGGUUUCCCCUUCUUCUGGCUCUGGCUGCCCUGCUGAUCCGCCAGCUGGGCAGACCUUCCGUGUGAAGCGUCAGCCCAGAGGUGUUGCCACAACGCGCAGAGGACGAAAGCGGUGAUGAGAAUUGGCAAAGACACUCUGACUGACAUAAUCAAACACUUUGAUGAGAAUGGGGCAAGACCACGGUUAAGGAAGAAGAGCUCACAGCCACGGCCAGCCAGGUUCAUCAGCUGUGAACAAAUCAACAAAGCUGUGGAAUUUAUGAAAAAAACUACGCAGAAGACAAUGCCAUCAUGCUGCCUGGCCUACAUCCUGGGCAUAGGGAUUGGCAUGUGAAGUUGCUGCCAACCCAUGUGUCUAAGGCCUCAGUGUGGCGUCUCUACAUGAAGUCUGCUAAGGAGCUUGGUGAGCGUGCAGUUUGUAAAUCAAGCUUCAAAGCACUGUGGAACCAGCUCCUCCCGCACAUCAGAAGCUGCAGGCCACAUAGAGAUCUCUGCUGGCAGUGCCAAAACAAUAACGAGCAGCUGGUACGAAGUGCAAACCUCCCAGAUGAUAGAAAGUCUGAAGCAGUCAAGAAGCAACAAGAUCAUCUUGCCCUUGUGCAAAAAGAGAGGGCUGUGUACAACAAGAUGACUGCUGCCUGCAGAAAGACGUGCUGACUCUCAGUUGUCGUUUGGACGCUCCCCAUCAGCAAGCAAGAAGAUCAGGAUGCAUUACAGUUUUGAUUUUGCACAGCAGAUGCACCUUCCCUCAAACCCUCCUCAGCCUGGGCCAAUGUACUUCCUGACUCCAUGGAAAUGUGGCCUUAUUGGUGUCUCCUGUGAAGGGCUGCAAAAACAGGUGAAUUUCCUGAUUGAUGAAGGCAUGUCGUCAAGUAAGUGGAGCAAUGAAGCCAUCAGCUACAUGCAUCAUUUAUUCAGCAACUUCGGAGUUGGAGAAACAGACGUGGAUCUUCAAUGUGACAACUACAGUGGGCAAAACAACUUCAUGCUCUGGUACGGUGCCUGGUGGGUUGGACACAAGCUUCACUCCACACUUAGCAUCCACUUCCUUAUUGCUGGCCACACCAAAUUUGCCCCUGACUGUGGCUUUGGACUAAUCAAGCAAGCAUUCAUGAGGACCAGAGUCAACACUUUGGCAGACAUCGCCAAAUCCUUGCUGUCAACAGGUAGUGGAAAACAGCUCUCCUGAGAGUCACCUCAAUAUCCCACAGAUUGUUGGAAUGGCAGAUGGCAGAGUGAUAGUCAAGACCUUCGACUGGCAGACGCAUCUGAGUCCCUACUUCCGAAGGCUCCCACAGAUCAAGAGUCAUCAGCACUUCAGAAUUUGGCUGAACACCUGGUGCACCAUCUCCUGCUACUGCUGCUGCUGCUGCUGCUGCUGCCGGCGUUGGCUGGUGGUGUUGGCUGCCAUGAGCAGCUGAUGGUGGCUCUUGAUGGUGGUGGACGCCGCUGGUGGUGGUUGGUGGCUGUGGCUGUUGCUGGCAGCUGGCUGCAGCUGCUGGAAUAAGGGACCACUGGAGGCAGCUGGUGGUGGACAAGGGAUGGGAAGACCAACGACAUCCAUGGCAACGAGUAAGCCCAGAUGCACUUUGAUGCAAUCCUCAACCUCAGCUGGAUGUAUCUGAUCUUGUGCGAUAGGUGUGGUCAUCACUCCUUUCAUUAACCACUGCUGAAGGCAUGCCCCGUGUGGGGACUUUCCUCCUCUUUGGCUUUGGACGAUGGGUGAAUAAGCCAUCUUUUCCGUCGGUCCGUGUCCUUGGGGAAACCAUACAUCCGAUGGCCUCUCUCUGACCGAUUGGUGCAUCCAAAUGCUGCACAGCCAACCAUGAGAGCCCUUUGACUUGGCUGCAGCACAUGUGUAUGGUGAAAUCUCCUCUCACACAGGAUUGCCGUGACCGCUGACGAGCUGCCAGGCUAGAGACCCAAGGAUACUGUAAACAAUAGCUGCCAUACUGGAGAUCCAAAGAUUUCGAUAAACAACAUACAGGUGUUUAUCUGUAUUUUAAUGUACUUUUAGAUGUAUAGUGUUUAUAAUGUUUUCUUUUUAAUAGUUGAUGCACCGGAUUCCUCCCUCUGCUCCCUCAUUGUUAUACCACGGGAGUUUGUGUACCUUUGCAAAGUAGGCUUAUAUUUUAUUAUUUUUUAGUGUCUUUUUAAAUAUGUGUAAUACAUUGAAUGUGCUGGCAUCUAAUGUAUUUUGUGUUUUCUUUAAAGGACCAGGCCAGCCACUGUUUUCUACAGUUAAUUUACUUUUUUGUGUUUGUUUUACAUGAUUUUAAUUGUCCUCUUGGACUGUGGGUAAGGCUAUAUUGUAGGCUUGAGGUAUUUAUUCUACACCUUUAAAUGCUUGAUGUAAUGUAUAUUGUUUCAUUGGAUGGUGGCUUCAUUUAACGUUUCUGUCCUCUCUUUUGUACCGACAGCUGGACUGUGUGCAAGGCCGGGUCCAUGGUGUCACACUGCCUCCCUUCUGCUGUGGGACUGCAUACA